Messenger RNA from Cricetulus griseus (Chinese hamster), 759 nucleotides. The record is from RefSeq and is a predicted model, not a curated record. Lineage: Eukaryota; Metazoa; Chordata; Mammalia; Rodentia; Cricetidae.
AUGUCACCAGUCCUGAUUCUCUUGAUCUUUCUUCUGCAAAGUGGAGCUGGUGCAGAGGAGAUCAUCGGGGGCCAUGAGGUCAAGCCCCACUCCCGUCCCUACAUGGCAUUUAUUCAGUUUGUGUGUGAUGAUGUGGAUAUUUGUUGCUGUGGAGGCUUCCUGGUGCGAGACGACUUUGUGCUGACAGCUGCUCACUGCCUGGGAAGUAGUUCCCAGGUUUCCAUGAAAGUCACUCUGGGAGCCCAUGAUGUCACUACACAGGAGAAGACCCAGCAGAUCAUCCCUGUGGCUAAAGCCAUUCCACACCCAGACUAUAAUCCCAAGGACCACUCCAAUGACAUCAUGCUCUUAAGGCUGGAGAGGAAAGCCAACAGGACUAAAGCUGUGAGGACCCUCAAGCUUCCCAAGGUCAAUGCCCAGGUGAAGCCAGGGCAUGUGUGUCGCCUGGCUGGCUGGGGGUUAACAUCUUUCAGUGCCACUAGAGGACCUGCUGACCUCCAAGAGGCUAUAUUGAUUAUCCAGGAGGACCAGAAAUGCAAAUCAAAUUUCCACCACUACUCCAAUACCACACAGAUUUGUGCUGGAGACCCGAAGAAAACACAGGCUGCUUUCAAGGGUGACUCUGGGGGACCUCUUGUGUGUGACAACAGAGCUUAUGGAAUUGUGUCCUUUGGAAACACCGAGAGCAUCUCUUCAGGAAUCUUCACUAAAGUCGUGCCUUUCAUGCAAUGGAUAAAAAGAAGCAUGAAGCCCAUCUAA